AUGUCCACCAUCGAGGAACGUACAGCGUACCUAGACAAUCCAUACUUCAAAGGACACAUCUACGGGAACUUUAACCCGUUCUACGUUACAAUCGCCAUCUGCACCGUGCUCGGUGUGUUCAUCUUCGUGCUGAACAUCGUGUGCGGUUGCUGCUCCAAGCACAGGCAGUACUGGCAGGACAGGCAUACGGGAAAUCGGUGGUUAGUCUCAUUUUGGUCAGCUACACCGCAUAAGCAACCGCCGCUGGAUUUGACCGAGCUGAAAGACGCCAGCUACUUCCAACCAGUCAACCCCGACGUUGAACGCCCGGUGGAGUACACCGUGUCACACCAUCGACCCCAGUACCAAUAUCCUCCCGCUUCCGCCCGUGGUGCUUCCCCGCCGGGCCACCACCACCGUGAAGAGUACGUGGAGCUGCAGAAGCGCGAAAGCGACAUUUAA
Molecule: messenger RNA, 441 nt
Organism: Anopheles marshallii
Lineage: Eukaryota; Metazoa; Arthropoda; Insecta; Diptera; Culicidae
Gene: wrm1
Exons: 3
Coding region: 1-441 (146 amino acids)
Source: RefSeq, a predicted model, not a curated record